AUGGCGAAGAACCACCGCUUCGUCUUCUCCGAGCAGCACUCAAUCCCCGCUUCCGCCGAUUACUCCGGCAACCGCAAGGCGCCAUCCCCUCUCCUCCGCUUUUUCUUUUUAUCCUUCUUUGCAGUAACCUUCAUUAUCCUCUGCUCUUCCACCAUCCUCCACCCUUUUUUCUAUUUUCCCGUGACAGAGGCGGAAUCGCAGAUACUGAACAGAGCGUCCUCGUCUCUGUGCUCCUUCGUCAUCAACAAUUCCAUUUGCUGCGACCGCUCCGCCUUUCGCACCGACAUCUGCUUCCUGCACGGCGACGUCCGCACCCACUCGCUCUCCAACACCAUCUUCCUCCAGUCCGUCGUCCUCCGCCAGGAAACGAUUCGGCCGUACACUCGCAAAUGGGAAAAAACCAUAAUGGCCAUCGUAUCGGAGCUCCGCCUCCUUGCCAUCGCCGGCCCCACCGUCUCCUGCGACAUCGUCCAUCCCUUCCCCGCCGUAGUCUUCUCCACCGGUGGCUACACCGGCAACGUAUUCCACGAAUUCAAUGACGGUAUUAUCCCUCUGUACCUCACCGCCCAUCACCACAACCGGGACGUUGUCCUCCUCAUCCUCGAUCACCACAACUGGUGGGUCUCCAGAUACGCCGAAAUCCUCUCUCGUAUUUCCCGAUUCCCUCCAAUCAACUUCUCCAACGACUCCCGCACUCACUGCUUCCCCUCCGCCACCGUCGGCCUCCACAUCCACGAUGAUCUCACCAUCGAUCCAACCCAAACCCCUCUCAACAACUCUAUCAUCGGAUUCCGACAGUUCCUCGACGACGCCUACGCCCCUCGACUCCGUUGGCUUGAAGUCGCGGAGAAAACAAACCUGGUUCUUGUUCUUAGAAAUGGGUCUCGAACUGUGGAAAACGAGGGGGAUUUGGUGGCGAUGGCGACGGAAAUGGGGUUUCGAGUGGGUAUUCUAAGGCCGGAGAAGACGACGGAGCUGGCAAGCAUUUACAGGGUUAUGAACGGGAGCGAUGUGAUGAUCGGAGUGCACGGAGCAGCGAUGACGCAUUUCCUGUUUAUGAGGCCUGGAGCGGUGUUCGUACAGAUAAUUCCAUUAGGGACAGAGUGGGCGGCGGAGACCUAUUACGGGGCUCCGGCGAGGAGGAUGGGGUUGAGGUAUGUGGCGUAUAAGGUGAGGGUGGAGGAAAGCUCGCUGUGGAGGGAGUAUGGGAGAGAACAUCCGGUGGUUAGGGAGCCGGGGAAGAUUAAUGCGAGGGGGUGGGAGGAGACCAAGAGGGUUUAUUUGGAUAGGCAGAAUGUGAGCUUGGAUUUGGGGCGGUUCAGGAGAACGCUGGAGGGGGUUCGCCGGUAUUUGGACGGAGGAAGGCUUCGGCGACCGGAGGAGGCGGAGGAAGAGACGGAGAGGAGGCAGAAGUGAAAAUCUUUGUAUA
Molecule: messenger RNA, 1429 nt
Organism: Dendrobium catenatum
Lineage: Eukaryota; Viridiplantae; Streptophyta; Magnoliopsida; Asparagales; Orchidaceae
Product: alpha-1,3-arabinosyltransferase XAT3-like
Exons: 2
Coding region: 1-1416 (471 amino acids)
Molecular function (GO): glycosyltransferase activity
Source: RefSeq, a predicted model, not a curated record